AGGAAGAGGCAGGCCAGGCGGGGCGGGUGCCGGGCUCUUCCUCCUUCCUCUCCUUCCUUCGCCUCUGCGGCGCCGUCGGGGCAGGGAGCCUUCUGCUCAGGAGCCAAGGAGCAGCCGAGGACCGAAGAGGAGGAGAGCUCUUCCUGUCCCCGAGCCAUGGACCUGAACGGGCUCUUCCUGGACGAGGAGGGCGCCUUCUCUCUCAGCGGCUUCCAGGAGUUCACGUUUCUUCCCAGGCACCAGCAGCUGAGUGAUCGUGUCCGUAAGAGGCUUUACUAUGGUUGGGAUAAAGAUGGCACCCUGGAUAAUCUCUCAAGUCCUGUUGCAGAUAUUGCUGUGGAACUACUCCAGAAAGCUGCUCCUAGUCCCAUUCGGAGGCUUCAGAAAAAAUAUGUGUCUCAUGUCUCCCGAGAGGCUUGUAUCUCCCCCUGCUCUAUGAUGUUGGCUUUGGUUUACAUUGAAAGACUCCGGCACCGCAAUCCUGAAUACCUACAGCAGAUCUCAUCUUCUGAUCUCUUCUUGAUCUCAAUGAUGGUUGCCAGCAAGUACUUAUAUGAUGAAGGUGAAGAAGAGGAGGUUUUUAAUGAUGAAUGGGGAGCUGCCGGCAACGUGGAUGUACAGACCAUGAACACACUGGAGAUGAAUUUCCUCAGGGCCAUUGACUGGAGCCUCUAUACAGACCCCAAGGAGCUUUUUGAAGUGCUCAGUUGGCUGGAAGGAUGUGUGGCUGAGAGGCAGGGCAUCAAACGUGGCUGGUUCACCUACACAGACCUGUCUGUCUUAAUGGAGCGGGUGCUGUGGCAGCAGGCUCUGGGUCAGUUCUACCAACAAAUGGCCAAGCUGGCUUGCAUUCUUGGAGUGGUGUACCUUACCGGGUUUGCUACUGUCCUUGCUUCUGCAGCCGUCGUGCAUCACAGUGUACAUGUGAAAAGGGCUGGUCCUAUGGAGCUGCUUGGCCCUAAAGGUACUCUAGCUCCAUGCCUGCCUGUCCCAUCUUCAGUCCAGCCGGACCGCAACCUGGAGCUCCCUAAUAGCUCUCCAUGCCUAGCAGCAGAGAAUCAAACCUUUCAUGGUGAAGAACAACAGCCAGAAAGCAAUGGUGUCACGGCUACAGCACUCUACCUGUGGAGCAGUGUCCUUAAUGCAUUAUCUUACUCACCACCAGCUCCCAUCAGUCCUUCACAUUGCUCACAUUGUAGUCAAUCCACCUGUAUCGCAGCUAACCACACGUCUUGCGCCCGCCCUGCUACACAGUCGGCUCCCUCUGGACUUCCUACUCAUUGCACAGGUUGUUCAUGUGGAAAUUGGCACCUUUCUAUGUCUCCUAACUGCAAAGACUGGCCUGAUCCACUGGCGCUGCAACAGUGUUCCUCACAGGCUGCCUUGGAGCUUGGAAGGAUCAAGGCAUUCAUCUUUCCUAGCUAGUGAUAUAGCUUAAUCACAGCGUGGGGUGAGACUGGGGCAUCUAGAUGGGAGUUUCUAUGUGUGUCAGAAAGACAUAGGGCAAAAAGGCAGAAAAUGCUGGGAAAUUGAAAGGCUGAUGAGUUUCAUGGACUUUAUCACAGUGGAUAUCAGUUCCCCUUUCUGGGUAUAAUUUCAAGACCUUUCUGUCCCUUCCCACCCCCUUGCAAAUGAUUGGCAGUUGUGCUUAAAGGCUUCAGGGAGUAUAUUGGAGGUGUGGAUCCCAUAUUAAUGCCAGGAUCAACUGCAGCAAUGAUGUUUGGGUUUGGUGCAACCUUUAGCUGAGCCCUGGAGAACCUGGCUGAGUUGUUGCUCAAUGAAUAGAACUUCGUGCGUCUUCACAUGGAUUGGGCUGCUUGCAGAAGACACUAUGAACCGCCUCUUAGCUUGACUCUUUUGUGUGUUGACUUGUUGGGACACUUAGAAGUAAUGAUCCAUAAUAACUCACACCCACGGUGGCCAGUGCCAGCCAGCAAUUCUGUAUGUUUAAGAUAUUGAGUGAUUUACUACUUAGUUUAAUGUUAAUGUGUGAAUUCAUCUUACUGUCCUGAGCCUGCCAUCCUUGCUCUUUCUAGUAAAGACAGAACCUCUUGCAUUCUGAGAACCAUGCUGGAGUAGCUAAGGUUUUCUUUAGCCAUAGCACUGGAAAUAAAAAGGGUACCGAUUGCAAUUGAGGCUCAGGGCCCCAUGACAUUAGAUUUUGAUACCUCCAACUUAUUGCAAGAGCUUAACUGCCCCCUGCAGUUCUUAGAAUUGAGGAGGUGUAGUGGAGGGAUGGCAAUCAUAUCCUUCACUUUAUUCCUACCAGCACUUUUUUGGCUGUACUUUUCAUUGUUUCUUGUAGAUGGGAUUUCUUCUAAUAAAGGUAGCUAUGGA
Anolis carolinensis (green anole) is the source of this 2337-nucleotide messenger RNA. RefSeq names its product cyclin Pas1/PHO80 domain containing 1 (gene cnppd1). Gene Ontology annotation, molecular function: protein kinase binding; cyclin-dependent protein serine/threonine kinase regulator activity. Gene Ontology annotation, biological process: regulation of cyclin-dependent protein serine/threonine kinase activity. The record is from RefSeq and is a predicted model, not a curated record. NCBI's taxonomy places the organism in Eukaryota, Metazoa, Chordata, Lepidosauria, Squamata, Anolidae. Gene Ontology annotation, cellular component: nucleus; cyclin-dependent protein kinase holoenzyme complex. The transcript is spliced from 8 exons. Bases 157 to 1425 code for a protein of 422 amino acids.